UUUUGCAAUGAAUGUGAAAUUGAUGACACAAUACUACGAUCCUUCAAGAGUAUUGGAUUUUUUUCUAUUUUAUCCAUUGUAUGCAAACAAUACGAUGUGCUCAUACGCAACCACGUAUGUGAGAACCACGAAAGGAGAACAAUUCGCUUCUUUAUGGAAUCCUUGCCCGAUAAAGAUCCUACAUUUUUUUUUGCAAGGGCUUAUAUGUUAACGAAAGAAAAACUCUAGCUAACUAUAUCUAUUCGCUAAAGCUGAAGCUGUAUGGCCGUCAUCUGUCGAAAAAAAUCAACAUUUUGAAGAGACUUUACAAAAGACGGAGUCGUUAUGAUCUAGCUAUCAAGCAUUGAGCUGUAACUCGGAAGACCUGUACUCUCAACCACAUCAAUUCUUUAAAUAGCUUUUUUACCUUCAGCAAAAAAUAAGUGAAAAGGUGUACAUUAUGGAAGAAAAACCAGUCGCCGUUGCCUCCAAGUCCUACAUUUAUAGGAAGUUAAAAGAACUAACGUUUACUUCAAUACUCAAUAGACGAAGUUUCGAAUAUUUGCAGGACUUGUUCCUACAAAGCAUUAAUUCGAAUGCUCCACUCAUCCUUGGGCGGAAAUUAGCCAAAGUCAAGCCUCAUUUACCUGCUCUGGAAACGUUUGUCACAAGUGUCAAGUCAAGAAUUGCUGAUGGAACAUUCAUGCCUGAAAAAUAUACAGAUAAACGUGGCUACCGGUUUUUCACUCUAUUACCGAUCUAUUCAUUUGAAAUAAAGUCGAUCCAAAUAAUAGAUGCCACAGCUUUUUGGCGACUAGUGAAGAAAUCUAAUAUUGAAAAUUACCCA
This is a messenger RNA of Cokeromyces recurvatus, 826 nucleotides long. RefSeq lists its product as uncharacterized. Lineage: Eukaryota; Fungi; Mucoromycota; Mucoromycetes; Mucorales; Mucoraceae. The record is from RefSeq and is a predicted model, not a curated record. The transcript is spliced from 2 exons. The annotation marks the transcript as partial.